Molecule: messenger RNA, 5258 nt
Organism: Myxocyprinus asiaticus (Chinese sucker)
Lineage: Eukaryota; Metazoa; Chordata; Actinopteri; Cypriniformes; Catostomidae
Product: TANK-binding kinase 1-binding protein 1-like
Exons: 11
Coding region: 269-2158 (629 amino acids)
Biological process (GO): canonical NF-kappaB signal transduction
Cellular component (GO): cytoplasm
Source: RefSeq, a predicted model, not a curated record
UCCUGCGCAGUCUUUGUUGGUGAUGUUUUAUGUUGACCUCCUAACUGUGACGCUUGUAGCAGCAAGAGACGAAUCUUCAGCAGUGGCGCGCAAACACUCUGAUCUCUCUUACUGAGCGCAGCUGAGAAGAACUGAAGCAACAACAGCAGCGGAGAACAGCGGGGAUCCGGCUUACACAAUUAACAAGCACUUCUGCUGUGCCUGGCCCUUAACUCAAGACAUGACAACCAAGGACCGAUUGACGAAACACCGUUAAGGAGAAGGAGCCAUGGAGUCUCUCUUUGGAGGACAGUUGGGUUUGCUGGGGGGUAACGAGGGGCUAAAAGAAGAUGGUUGUGGUGUGGGCUGGUCAAGCUCCCCAUUAUCAGAGGAUAUGUACUCCGCCUCCCACUUCGCCCUCAUCAGUGCCUACCAGGAUAUUAAAACCCGACUGGCUGGCCUUGAGAGAGAAAAUGCAGACAUCAAAAGAAAACUCAAGAUUUACGAGAUAAAGUUCCCCAUGAUAAGCGAGUUUGGAGAGGACAGAAACUCCUACUGCUCCUUUGAGCCCAAAGACACUGCCCUGCUGCAGUCAGAGAAUGGCAGCCUGCAACAGAGAGUCAGCAUGCUUACCCUCGAGCUUCAGCAGAGCAAAGAACGUGAGGAACAGCUGGAAGAUGUCAUUCAGGCAUACGAGAAGAUCCACAUGGAAAAGACCAGCCUUCAGCGAGACCUGGACAAGAUGACAUCUCUGGUGGAGAAACAUGUUGAGCGGAUCCACAGUUUAGAGUCAGCUCUUAGACAGAGGGAGAGCUCUCUUCACAAACUCAACACACAGCUACACAACAAAGACAUGCAGUAUUUGCAACUACACAGUCCUGACUCACAUAUGCUUGACUGCCCCAUGACCCUACAGAGCUCCCGAAGUCUGGACACCCUCUCCGACCUCAAAUUGCAGCGUCUAGAGGCAGAGCUAGAGGGGGUGCGGAAUGAGGCUCAGGGGGCGUGUCAGAGAGAGGAGGAGCUGAAGGCUGAAUGUGAGAGGUUACGGGAAGAGCUCAGAGAACUGCAAAGCAACCAGAGACAACGGGAGGUCAGCUCCACAUGUGGACAGUGUGAUGUGGAGUGGAUAAAGAAAGUUGGAGAUGAACAAGUAAAUUUGGCUUUGGCCUAUACCGAACUAACAGAGGAGUUAGGCAAGUUACAAGCUCUGACCUCCAAACAGACCGAGAUAUUGCAGAAGGCCUCACAGGAGCCAGCAAGUCCAGUUCAGCGUCACUCUCCUGUCCCUCACCAGAGGCAUUCUCCCGUUCCCCAGCGCCACUCCCCAAUCCAACAGCGUCAUUCCCCAAUCCAACAGCGUCACUCCCCUGUGCCCCAGCGCCGUUCCCCUGUGCUGCAGCGUCUCUCCCCUGACAUGCAUCGGCGCUCACCUCUGCCUGAGUUAAGCAAUGGCCCUGCAUCCUAUUCCAGCAGGCCCACAUCCCACCACCUGAGGGCAAGUUUCCAGGGCAGGCGCAGUUACUCAGAAGUAGCUGAUCCGUCGGCUUAUCAGCGUCCACCGCGGUUCACACUAGACCCGGUGUCCACCCUGCCAAAACCUCGUCCAUAUGUGGACAGCUACUACAAACAACAGCAACAACAGCAGCAGCAACAACAGCAGCACGGGGGAAGCCAGCAUAUGAAAGUUCAAAGACAGGGCUCUCAGGCAGGUAUGCAAGGGGUGGGAGGAGACGGGGGUUUGGCUGAAUCUCCACGGCUGACCAGGGAGCUGUCAUUCCACCACUCUGAUGUGUCCCACCUGCAUUUUGAGCCUCAGCCCAGCCCAGCCCCACUGCAUUCAUCCCCGCAGCCUCCACAGUCCUCAGAGGAUGAGGAGGAGUGGUCCUGCCCUCAUCCCAUCAGUCCUCCGCAAACACUGGGGGUGUCGAACCCCUCAUCAAGCAGCAGAGGCCCCACCUCUUGUACUGCCUUCCCCAUUCCGCCCCGCCCCAGCACCCUAAGCUGCCACCCACCUGGAUACCUGCAUGCAGAGCAUGCCCAGUCUUGGCCGUCCAUCAACAUAAAGGUCGGGCAAGGAGGAGCCACUGUAACAGCUGUGGAUGGAGACAGAAGAGGAGGGAGACAUCAGGAGCUGCCCACUGUGUCAGCUAAUCUUCCCUGUUGGUUACCCGGAUGAUGCCUUGAUCAAGCACAUUGACUCGCACCUGGAGAACAGCAAGAUCUGACACCCACAGCAAUGACAUGACCUUCUGUUGUUGCACAGUAACAUUCAUUCACAGCUCCCACUAUUUAUAGCUGGGUGCCUUUAGAGAGAAUGUAGGCGAUCCACCUGUGGCCGGUCUCAGAGUCGAUAAAAGUGAAACAGAAAUCAGUGAUAAAAUACACAACUAAAUAUAACAGAUACAGUAUAUCAUGAAUCCCAAAGAGAGGCCAUGAAAGGUUAAUAGGCAUCCAUGAAAUAUCUCCAUCAGGUUUCCUUUUAGUAAAUGUAUUUACAUAUAUAUUUUGGCUCACAGUAAAUCAAACUCCAAGUGAGGCAAAGGGCAAUGCACAUUGCAGUAUUAAGGUACUCAUUUGUGCUUUUAACUACAGUUCCCAUGAUCCUUUGCUUUAUUUACACUGUGGCAUUGCCACUCAAUGUGCUUUGUAACCAUUAGGAGAAAUGAGUAACUGUUCUAGCUAACUGUAUUUAUGAGGUGCUAUGCAGGAUGAGACAUGAGUGUGAAAUAAUGAGACACAUGGCCAGUGGUUGCAUUUUGAGGUAAAUAUCAUUUGAAUUUCAGCACUUUACAUAAGCUUAAUAUCCAGUUUACCUUUACCAAUAUUACUAACACUGAGGUAAAAAAGCAAAACCUUAUAGAUAUAAUGUAUUUUUUAAUACUCCAAGGUCAUGCCCUUAAACAUACACUCAAUGAGUAUUUUAUUAGGAACACCUGUACACCUACUUAUUCAUGCUAUUAUCUAAUCAGCCAUCAUGUGGCAGCAGUGCAAUGAAUAAAAUCAUUCAGAUACGGGUCAGGAGCUUCAGAUAAUGUUCACAUCAACCAUCAGAAUGGGGAAAAAAAUGUGAUCUCAGUGAUUUCUACCGUGGCAUGAUUGUUGAUGCCAGAUGGGCUGGUCUGAGUAUUUUUGUAACUGCUGAUCUCCUGGGAUUUUCACGCACAACAGUUUCUAGAGUUUACUCAGAAUGGUGCCAAAAACAAAAAACAUCCAGUAAGCGGCAGUUCUGCAGACAGAAACUCCUUGUUGAUGAGAGAGGUCAACAAAGAAUGGCCAGACUGGUUCGAGCUGACAGAAAGACUACGGUAACUCAGAUAGCCACUCUGUACAAUUGUAGUGAGCAGAAUAGCAUCUCAGAAUGCACAACAUGUCGAACCUUGAGGAGGAUGGACUACAACAGCAGAAAACCACAUCGGGAACUUUAUUAGGGCCAUAGUGUUCCUAAUAAUGUGCUCAGUGAGUAUAUCUUAGUUUGGUAAGACUUCCCUUUAACUAGAUUAUUUGAAAUCAUGUGUAAACUCAAGAUCACUUCUAUUUUUUUUUGUCUUCCGGGGUGUUUGGCUGUACAAAGAGGGGAGAUUUUUCUUAUACAUAUUCUUAAAGAAUUUACUGUCAUAAUAUACAUAAUGCUUGCAGCUCUGUGCAGAUUUUAGCCAACCAUUGACAAAACACCAGUUACUGUGUUGUUUCUCAAGACAGUCCAACUGUGAUUUCCAUAGUAAACUUGGACAAUCUGUUUACUGAGCAUAGAACAAAAUGCUUUCUAUGCGCAGUGCUCUCAGUAUGGCAUACGAAAUUGGUAUGCCAUUUCCAGUUAAAUUCCUUGUUUGAUCAACCAGUUUAUGUGCUUAGCCUACUUCUGAAAAAAAUGUUUUGACAAACUAAUAUAUUUUUUCUUUUGAUCACAUCACAGAGCUCAAUAAAAUUCUAGCAGUUAAAGCUUUUUUAAUGUAUGUAUUGUAAAUGUAUACCUGUAUUUAAUGACAGUUACAUGUUUUAACCUGUAAAUUCAGCUAUAUAAUAUAUAGAUAUGCAUUUUGCAAGCUGGAAUAACAGCAGCUGGAUUGCUGAAGAUCUAAAGAAAACCAUUGAAACUGCUAAUUAAAAUGAUUUUGUAUCGCUGGGAUCCAAACGUUAAAGCCACCCUACAAAAAAACAGUUCAGUGUUUUAUUAGCUAAUUUUAGUGUUAAAAUGUCUGCUUAUUUGCUCCUUUUCCUGAUCUGUAGACUUCAUGAUGUCAAGGGCACUGGAUUUGCUAAUAACCCAAAUACAGAGGAUUUAAAAUGGGAAAGCAGCACUAAAAAGUCACCACUGGUUCACAUGUGCGAAAUGACCAGGCUAAAUAUGGCAAGAGCAAAAUGAGAAGCUAUGCUGUCUAUCAAAUAGUUAGGAAGAGGUUUUAUCCAAUUUGUUGUCUAAUUACACAUGGUACCUGCUCAUUUUCUAAUGGAAAAUACUGGAUUCGAUAAAUAGACUGGCCAGCUGUUGUAAAUAUGAAUCAUCUAUGAUGUCACCAUUAACUACACAAUGAAGGACUAAAAACAAGUGAGAAUAUGUGGAUAAAAUGAAAUACAAUCGAAUCAACCAAAGACAGCUUGCUUGUUUUAUUCAUAUCUUUCAGAUGAUGACCAAGCACCACAUAAGCAUAUUGUAUCGAAAUAUGGUGCAAUUGGAAAACGUGGAAAACCUUUGACCAUGUGUGCAGAUGCGGAAAGUUGCAGCUGAAGUGUAAAGAAAAUACAUUUCUGCAAAAUCGUUUACUAGCGUGCAAAACAUCUUUCCAUAGCUAAUUUAUCUAGUACCCUUGUUCACAAACUUGCAGAGUAGAAGCAAAGGAAAACUUCAGCCAUUAUUCACAAAGAGUUCACUCAGGAGUUAUUUAAAGAGCUACUGCUGUUUUCUUGUUCCUCAAGACAAUGUUUUUCUCCUACAAUGGCAAAAUAGCAAACUGAAUACUUUUUUGAAUGCUCAAAAUAUAUGGUCUCUCUUUUGCCCUGUUGUUUGGUGUGACUUUUUUGUGAUAUUCUUAAAUAACUCAGGGGAUAAAACUUUGUGAAUAUGGCUCCUUGACCAUACACGAUUAACCUCCACAGGGACAAAGUGAUAACUCGCCAAAUCUACUAAAGAGCUACGAGGACACUAAUGAGGGGUAGAGAUAUUUUGUGAUAGCAUUAAGGUAUUUCAAAGAAAAUGGGAACAAUAAACACUGAAAAUGAAUGCAUAUUGUGUCAAAAUAUUUCUUAUGUAAAUACUAUGUGAAAUAAAAUGGAACAUG